Heterobasidion irregulare TC 32-1 is the source of this 1489-nucleotide messenger RNA. RefSeq lists its product as uncharacterized. The record is from RefSeq and is a predicted model, not a curated record. The coding region runs from base 1 to 1464 and encodes 487 amino acids. The transcript is spliced from 2 exons. Gene Ontology annotation, cellular component: mitochondrion. Gene Ontology annotation, biological process: ubiquinone biosynthetic process. Lineage: Eukaryota; Fungi; Basidiomycota; Agaricomycetes; Russulales; Bondarzewiaceae.
AUGAUUCCUUUGAAGCUUGCUAUCAUAGGUGCUGGCCCAUCCUCAUUCUAUGUUGCAUCUCGCCUAUUGUCUCUCUUUCCCCAUGGAUCUUCACAGCUAAAGAUUCACAUGUACGACCGUUUAUGGGCGCCGCACGGACUAGUGCGCUACGGUGUCGCACCAGAUCAUCCGGAAGUCAAGAACUGCACACAUAAAUUUGACCAAGCUGCCGCAGACCCUCGACUACGAUUCUUUGGAAACGUCAACAUCGGCGCCUCUCCCCCACCGUCGAUCCCGCACGCGCUUCACAUCCCUCUAUCAUCCUUGCUGUCACACUACACUCACUUACUGUUUGCGACUGGCUGCACCGUGCCGACACUCCAUCCCGCCCUCCCACCAUCUAGCCAUGUCAUCCCAGCGUUAUCUGUCGUUCAUUGGUAUACCCAACAUCCCUCUCGUCCACCAGUACCAGCACUAGACCAAGUUUCACAUGUUUCACUCAUCGGUCAAGGCAACGUCUCUUUGGACGUUGCAAGGAUGUUACUCACGUCACCCUCCAUCCUUGAAAAGUAUGACGUUCCUGAAUCAGUCCUUGAUGUUCUUCGACGGUCUACAGUCAAGCAUAUAUCCAUCAUUGGUCGGCGCGGGCCCCUUCAGGCAGCUUUCACGACGAAAGAGCUUCGAGAAAUGAUGAACCUCACUGAAGCUUCUAUGGUCCCUCUGGAUCCGUCUCUGCUUGUUCCUCAGGAGAAUGUGAAACCCACACGACAACAAUCUCGCACCCUCCAAUUGCUUGGAAAGGGUUCAGCCCUUGCUUAUGGAACGACGCCGAAGACAUGGUCAUUAGAUUUUUUCUGUUCACCCAUUGGCAUCACUCCAUCCACCGACUCUACUUCAUCCCGUUUGAUGGUGGCACACACCGUCCUCGAUAACUCUGGACGCGCCGUACCGACAGGUGCGAUCUCAGCAAUCGACACUGACCUUGUCAUUACUGCAUUAGGACACCAUGCGGAUCCAUCUCAGACCUUCUACGACCCGACGCUGGGCCACAUCCGCACAGCCUCAGGUCGGGUAAUUGAUGAAGCUGGACAUGCUCGACGAAAUGUUUACGCCUCUGGAUGGGCCGCUAUGGGGGCACAUGGAGUGCUUGCUUCUACGAUGAUGGAUGCAUAUGCAGUUGCAGACACCAUCUUGUCCGAUCAUUUUUCUGGUACCACCCAGACGAUGUCAUCAACACCAGUACAAUCGGACAGCCUGGAGUAUGGUGAUGAUCUCAUGGCUAAGGACGUUGACAUCGAGAGCUUGCCGCGGGAGGUCGAAGACGGUAUCAAAGAGAAGAAGGUGAUGGAGUACAACGAAUGGAAGGUCGUGGAUGCAGAAGAAGUGAGAAUAGGUCAGCUCAAGGGAAAAGAAAGGGAGCGAAUGGAGUGGGAAGAUGUUGGAGAGGUCAUCAGCACCACAUCACUAUUGCAUCGAGAAACAUGAAAUCCAAUAUCAAGUAGAUUGCUGU